Messenger RNA from Aspergillus melleus, 3471 nucleotides. RefSeq lists its product as uncharacterized. The transcript has a single exon. The record is from RefSeq and is a predicted model, not a curated record. Gene Ontology annotation, cellular component: cytoplasm. Gene Ontology annotation, biological process: cholesterol biosynthetic process. Bases 1 to 3471 code for a protein of 1156 amino acids. Lineage: Eukaryota; Fungi; Ascomycota; Eurotiomycetes; Eurotiales; Aspergillaceae. Gene Ontology annotation, molecular function: FAD binding; phosphomevalonate kinase activity.
AUGGCCACACUCGACUCCCUCAAGCACGCACUACGGGAGAAAGCCGGAGAAGUAACAUCAUCAAGACAGCCGUUGUCCGACAGACAAUACAGUGACGGUUUGGAGAUCCUGGGACAGGAUUCAGCAUAUCAAGGCUUUGUUACCCCGCAACUCUCUUACCUUCUUGUCUCUCUCUUCAACUCGCAUAUCGCUAUAUCGGUACUCGAGAUUGGGCCCGGCCCGAAGAGCAUAUUUGGAACUCUGGCCUACGAUCUUAGACGCAAGGUCAGGAGAUACGUUGCAUUCGAGCCUAACAGGAUUUUUGCUUCGAGACUCGGAGAGUGGCUCGGUGCUACCCCAGACGCAGAAUCCCCAUUGCCCUGUCUAGAAAACCCACCUGACAUCCGUCGAAACCAAUUCGUCCCGACCAGCCAUACAGGGAGUGGGACCAAUACCGAAACGAGUGAAAGCCACGAGCAAUUCGAUUUCAUCUUACUUUGCCAUAGCAUGUAUGGCAUGAAAUCCAAACGAAAGUCCAUCGAACAGGCGCUGGACAUGCUUGUUAAGCGACCCGAAGGCGGAAUAGUGGCCGUUUUUCACCGCGACGGGUCGCUGGAUCUGGACGGAUUAGUUUGUUAUCGGAUGAAUUCAUUCCCUAAUGGUGUUCUUUAUGUAGCAAAUGACGAUAAGGUACUGGACAAUUUCGCUCCUCUCAUCGCAGGUUUUGUCAUGGGAGAUACCGCGGCAGAAAAAGCUGUUCGAAUCGGGUGGCGAGAUAUAUGCCGCAAAUUGGGGCAUUAUGAGGGAGACCACCCAGAUCAUCUCCUGUUCCGCUCGUCCAGCAUCAUGGCGGCAUUUACCCGACAUGCGACCACCUUGCCAGAGCUGAUGGACCAGGUUCCAUUUAUGAUGGACAACAAGGCGGUUAAAAACCGCGAGGCUCGUCUUCACCGACCGUCUGCGAUUUUAAGGCCGACAGAGGUACGACAUAUUCAGGCGUGCAUUCAAUGGGCUCUGAAGUACGGGGUCAGCCUGACUGUCAUUGGCGGAGGUCACAGCAGUCAUUGUCUAUGGCCAAAUGUCGUCUCGGUCGACAUGGGUGCCUUUAGUCAAGUGCAUGUUGUUUUACCUGUGGACGACACAAUAGAUGGACCCGAGUCGGGUCCCUUCGUCGUCGCCGAGGCUGGUGCCAAGACCGGUGAUGUUAUUCGCAAGGCUAUGGCAGCCGGCAUGUCUGUGCCAUUGGGUUCCCGGCCAAGCGUAGGCGCAGGGAUGUGGUUACAAGGUGGCAUAGGGCACCUGGCAAGGCUGUACGGGCUCACGUGCGACAAUAUUGCUGGAGCCGUGAUGGUCAGCGUUGAAUCAGGCGAGAUCUUCUGCCUAGGUCAUGUACCGAGCCAGCACCGAUUCGCGUCUGCCGUUGUCCCAAAAACUGAAAACGACAUUCUAUGGGCGAUCCAAGGGGCAGGGAAUAAUUUCGGCAUCGUCAUCAGCAUCGUUUUUAACGCUUGCCCAGCCCCUGCCUACUUAGCUCGAAACCAGGUCAAUCCGCUGAGCGACAUCCUGGAGGCACGACUCAAGCUUAAAGAUUACGAGGAAGUCUCUAAAAAGCUCAACCGAAACUGUUCGGCAGAUGCGUAUUUGUUUUGGGAAUCGAAUCAGUUGCAUCUUGGAGUGACCAUGUUUGAAUCCUCUCCGAUAAGGCUCAGCUCUGCAACACCUACUCUCGCUUUACCGCCUAUGGGCACAAUCUUGGGGCCGGAAGAUGAAAUCAAGUCCGUGGAUGGCAUAGGUAUAUUCGAGGCCGAGAUAUACAUGACGAAGAUGCACGGGGGGCACGGCGGCAGCAGGACUUCUGCAUUUAAGCGGUGCUUGUUCUUGGAAACCGUCGGAGAAGUGAAUGUAGCCGAUAUCUUGGUGAAAGCCAUUCGCACUCGUCCUACACAACUCUGCUAUUUCCAUCUGCUGCAAGGUGGUGGAGCAAUCGGCGACGUGGCCGCCGAUGCCACUGCUUUUGGUUGUCGAAAAUGGACAUUUGCCUGUGUGAUAGCUGGUGUCUGGCCCCGCGACAAAGACGGAGCCAUGGUCGCCCAAGCUGCUAAGCAGUGGGUGUACGACGUCGCCAAUGACUUGUUACCUUUGAGCAGCGGAGCUUACGGCGCAGAUCUUGGGCCGGACCCUAGAGAUGUUAUACUGGCGGCCAAAGCUUUUGGUCCGAAUCGACCGCGGCUGGCCCGUAUCAAGAACAUUUUGGAUCCGCACAACGUGUUGGCUUAUGCGUGUCCCCUUCCGAAAGCACAGAUGAAACUGUCACUCGUAAUUCUUGUCACAGGAAAAAGCUGCGUUGGAAAGGACUAUUGCGCCAACAUUUGGGCCUCCACGUUUAGAACAACCACACAACGUCGCCUACAGGCACGUGCAGUCAGCAUAAGCGAUGUGACCAAGCAAGAGUACGCGGCGGCCUCCGGUGCCGACCUGCAGCUGCUGCUCCGAGACCGUGCUUACAAAGAAAAACACAGACCAGCCUUGACAAAAUCUUUUCAAGACCAGGUGCAGCACCGCCCUUCAUUGCCGGAAGAGCAUUUUCUGGAUCUAGUACAUAGCAACUUGGAUGUAGAUGUACUAUUGAUCACAGGGAUGAGGGAUGAGGCGCCAGUCGCGUCCUUCUCACAUCUGGUACCAGAGAAGAGAUUGCUUGAAAUACGUGUCGAAUGUAGCCAAAAGACGCGACGUAUUCGACGAGCGUGCCACGGGGAUGAUAACGAUGGUGACGACAUAGAAAGCCACGUGAAUAGUCCGAAUCCAACAACCAGUGACGGUUACCCCAGGGCCGUCUUUCACAACAAGGUGAAUGGACAGGAAGCAGCAAUCGAGUUUGCCCAUUCAUACCUCCUUCCCUACGUCCACGAAAACCUACAGCGCCUGGCAACCAUGGUUCGCCGGGUCCCCAAUUUUUCCCGGCCGGGCAUCGAGUUCCGCCAUGUGCUUGGCAUCCCCGAGCGGCCGGGUGGACUAGACCUGUGCUCAUCUCUGUUCCAAGCUCAUUUUGCUGGCGACUGGGGAAAUAUUCAUAAACUAGUGUGUUGUGAAACGGGCGGGAUUUUAUUUGCGACGCAUUUAUCCUCCAUGGUCAAAAUACCCUUGGCGCUGAUCCGCGAAGCGGGCAAACUUCCUCCACCCACAUUUUCUGUCCUCAAACCCUCUUCGCACAUUUCGUCUUCAGUAAUCAACGAUUCACAGGUGAAAAGGAUCGAAAUGGAGCGGGAUUUGAUCCCUGAAAGCGCGUCAGUACUGGUAAUAGACGAUGUACUCGCGACGGGGAAGACACUCUGUGCGGUGCUGCAGCUUUUAAACGUAGCCAACAUUUCCAUUGAGGAGGUUAAGGUCAUGGUCGUAGCUGAGUUUCCGGUCCACCAGGGCCGGAAGCUGUUACGACGGUUUGGUUUUGGCGCCGUCAAUAUUCAAAGCCUUUUGGUCUUUGGGGGUGCUUAG